UUGGCUUCUUUACACUUAAAAAAUAGAUGCUUACUUUAAUACAGAUUUGACAGACAGAGUGCAUGUAACUGUUUAAUUUAUUGUUCAUUUUUUCAAUCAGUCAGGCAGUGGUUUAUUCAUUAAUUAAUUUAUUUUCAUUUAGAGCUUGCAAAGGGAAGACAGCAAUGGACUUAGUCUGCACUGAGGAAAUGAAACAAUUACUCACUUCACCCAUCAUCAAAGAAACCAAGCCUGUUACCAAUGGAACAACCAAUCAACAAGCUAUGGAUUCAGAGUCACUUCCAACUGAGAUGAGUAUUCUAGCACUAACUCCAGCAAGCACAGCCUCUUCUCUACUGUCCACACCAUCUUCCAAGUCCCAUCUACAGAUGCUGACAGGAAUGACCCCACCUGCCAACAGUGAGCCUCUGGACCCAACAUUUCUUCAUGUAUGGCCACACCCUCAGAGGAUCACUCAGAUUAAGGGUACCAGGUUUUUCCCGACAUCUGUCCUUCCUGUUGUGUUAUUCAGGGACUUGCAAUCAGAUCAUUUUCAGGAAAUUUGUGAGAUUUGGAACACUGUGAAUGAAAGUUUUGAACAAGUUGGUUACACCCUGGAUCUGAAGGUUGUGGGAGAAGGUAAAACUGGAGUGUUUUAAAAGUAUUUUUAUCCCUUGAAAAUGCUGCCUCACAUUCAGAUUCAUGAUUCAUGGCCACAUUGAAAAUUCUGGUCAUUAAUUGGUUAAAGCCGGCUGUCUCCUACAGUGAUGUUCUUGACAUGUUCUUCUACCAAAAGGGAAUGUUUAUGUACGAGGCUAAUUUUCCCCAGCAUUACAUCAAGUAAGCCCAUCAGGUU
This is a messenger RNA of Orbicella faveolata, 835 nucleotides long. RefSeq lists its product as uncharacterized. Gene Ontology annotation, biological process: carbohydrate metabolic process. Lineage: Eukaryota; Metazoa; Cnidaria; Anthozoa; Scleractinia; Merulinidae. Gene Ontology annotation, molecular function: protein binding; beta-N-acetylhexosaminidase activity. The record is from RefSeq and is a predicted model, not a curated record.